This is a messenger RNA of Nicotiana tabacum (common tobacco), 839 nucleotides long. Its product is annotated as thylakoid lumenal 17.9 kDa protein, chloroplastic. NCBI's taxonomy places the organism in Eukaryota, Viridiplantae, Streptophyta, Magnoliopsida, Solanales, Solanaceae. Gene Ontology annotation, cellular component: chloroplast thylakoid lumen. The record is from RefSeq and is a predicted model, not a curated record.
CGGAAAAGAAAUAGAAACAUCAAACAUGGCAUUUGGAAUGAGCGGUCAGCUUCUUCCGCUGCUUCCCAAAGUCACUGCCAAACACAAUUCGCCGACCAAUGUAGCAGCUACUACUAAAGUUGAACACCACCAAUCCGUAGCAACAGUACCAUAUUUUUGGUCCAAGGUACUCCCUUUAGCAGUUGCUGUUUCGCUGGUCACUCCCUUGUCUUCUUCGGCGAUACCUUUUCUCGACUCCAAAUCUUCUUCGCUCGUUCCCACAACCCCAUUCUCACAAUCCAAGAACUUGCCCACUGGACUCGAAAAUGGAAAAAUCAGACCUUGCCCCUCAGUUAAUCCGGGGUGUGUGUCGACAAAUCCCCAGUCUUCUUCUUCUGCCUUCCCCUGGAUGAUUCCUCAAAAUUCUACUGGCAAUGCUAUUACGCAAUUGCAGGACGCCAUUUUGAAGACACAGAAGAAUGCAAUGAUUCAAGUUAUUGAAGAUAUCCCUGAUGGAAAAUAUUUGCAGGCUGAGGUAGAUGGAGGAUUCGGCAGAGAUGUUUUAGAAUUUUUGGUGAAAGGAGAUUCAGUUGCCUAUAGAGCAAUGGCCACAAAAGUGACCUAUAUAUACCCAUUUACUACAGCAUUAGGAGAUUCAAAAGGACAAGAAGAAAGAAUGAAAAAGAUCACAGAAGAGUUGGGCUGGUAUGCACCAAGUCUUGACUCAAUGGAUUAGAACUAUGAUGUAUAUAAAUAUCUACAUGCAUUAAGUUUUGUAGAACCACUUGUGCACAGCGUAAGUCUUAAUCAAAAUACUUGUUUUUUUGUCCUGAUCAUUCAAAAAAAAUAUUUCUGCUAUG